This is a messenger RNA of Fomitiporia mediterranea MF3/22, 342 nucleotides long. RefSeq lists its product as uncharacterized. NCBI's taxonomy places the organism in Eukaryota, Fungi, Basidiomycota, Agaricomycetes, Hymenochaetales, Hymenochaetaceae. The record is from RefSeq and is a predicted model, not a curated record. Bases 1 to 342 code for a protein of 113 amino acids. The transcript is spliced from 2 exons.
AUGAGAAAUACCACGCUCGUUCUUUUAGCGUUGGCUGGCUUGUUCCUGGACAUGCGCAUGGCUGCGAAGACGGCUGGGGACUCAGUGGCGCCCAUCGAUAGACACAAGACAGCAGAAAGGAUCAGACUAGAUGCACUUGGCGGAUCUGCGCCGGCGGGACAAAGAAUACUCGAUUUGAUCAAAUACAAGCUAAUUUGCAUGGAGCCUGUCAGGAUGUGGGUCACUCGAAGACUGCUGGGCACUACAGGGCAGGACAAGACAUGUGACGAAGCAAUGUCUUUCGAGCUCAUCAUGAAGGAUAACCCGAGGAACGACGACUUUCGAAGUGAUCCCAGCACGUGA